Messenger RNA from Symbiodinium sp. CCMP2592, 1701 nucleotides. The record is from the annotation of a GenBank genome assembly. NCBI's taxonomy places the organism in Eukaryota, Dinophyceae, Suessiales, Symbiodiniaceae.
AUGAUCCAGCCUCUGACGCUGUCGACUGGUUGGAGACAGGAGCGCCCUCCGGAAUUACUGUUCACCCAAAGUUGGAAGGGAUCUGGCCCCCUGUCGAAGGGGAUGAAGCCAAGAUCGAGUCUGAGUUUUUUUUUCACGAAUUUUGAAUCUUUCCACAACUAUGCAGGGGUUGAAGAGAAUCCUGCAGCUAUUUCUGCCAUCCAGGGAUAUAUUGAAAAAGGCUACUUACGUCCUUUCGAUUCCCUGGAUGAGUGCCGUUCUGCGCUGGGAGGUUUUGAACCUGUAUUGAGUAGAUUAGGUUGCAUUUCAACAGAGAAGCCUACACCCGAUGGCGGCACAGUCAUCAAGAACCGUAUCAUCUUGGAUGCUAAGCAAUCCGAGGUCACCUCUGCGACUUCACGCGAGUAUAGGUCUGUUAUGCCACGGCUCACAGAUGCUGUGACAGAUGCACUUUGCAUGAUGAGCAACCUGGAAGCAGAUGAAACACUGGAGCAAUUGAUUGCGGACAUAUCGGAUGCUUUCUGGCUGAUUCCACUGCAUCCGAAUGAACGUAGAUUUUUCGUCGCGCGCUUUCAAGGCAAGUAUUUGGUCUUCGAGCGAACUGCACAGGGGUCGAGGGGCGCACCUCUCACAUUUUGUACAAUCAUGGGAUUGGCCACAAGGUUGCUUCAAUCUUUGCUUUUGCAUGAUCACUUGCACAUGAAGCGUCACAAGCAAGAUGCACGCGUGCAAGUGUACACGGACGACCCAUGGAUCAUUGCAAAGGGCACGCCGUCACAGGUCAACCGGAUUUUCAGUAUUGUCCUGUUGACGUGGUGCUUGUUUGGGUUUCCAGUGGCAACUCACAAAGCCACACGAGGAAGAUCGUUGAAGUGGAUUGGCAUGUACAUCAGCUUGUUCUCUGAUCGUGUCGAAGUCAGCAUCCCACCGGACAAAGUUGACGAGCUGGAGCGUAUGACUUUGGAUUUUCUGAAGUCAAAUGUGGUGUCUGUCAAGGCUCUACGUACUUAUGUAGGCAAAGCCAUGAGCAUUGCGUCCGUUAUCUAUACAUGGAGGCCGUUCCUUAACCAAAUUUUUGCUGCAAUCCACUCAGACGUGGAUUCGAAUGCACCAAAUGGGACAUGGCCAUUGGACGGAUUCCUGAACGCAGGCCCACAUGUCGUGAUUAUUUGGGAUGCAAGCCCUUUUGGAAUUGGAGCAGUGUUGUGCAUCAACGGUGCCAUUGUCGAGUACUUACAUGACACGCCGUCAAGCUUUGAGUCUGAUUUGCUCCGCCUUGUUAGAGGGGAUUCGGAGUCACAGCAAGUCAUGGAAUGUUUAGCAGGACUUGUCGCUCUUCGCACUUGGGCUCAUUUCUGGAAGAAGCGCAAGAUUUCUCUGGCCAUCAGAAGCGACAACGUAGGAGCACUGAUUCUUCUUUCCAAGUUGAAGACCACAUCAACUCGCAAUGCAAUCAUCGCACGUGAGUUUGCAUUGGACUUGGGCGAUGCUUCAUUCGCUCCACGCAUCAUUGAGCAUAUUCCAGGCUUCACUAAUGUCAUUUGUGAUUCGCUGAGUAGGCUGAGUAGGCUUCUCGAUGACUCCGGCAAGUAUGCCACUCCUCCCAUUCUCAAAGAAUGUCGGAGGGUGGAUCUCCCAGCGCGCAAUGAAGAUUGGUGGCGAAGCAUUCGGCCGCUAAAGCAAGUGGCAGAUAACCGAUAG